AAUUACCGGUUUUUAUCGGAAAAUAAAAACGAUAUUUUUUUUAUCGAUUAUCGAAAUAUUCCGGUAAUUGCUUGCCCUACUAUGUACUCACUGCUCUGUGAAGUGAUUAGUAGGUAUACCGGUAGGUAUAUAUACGGUAACACUUACAAACGCGUCACUGAGCGACGAGGGCUAGUCGAGAUUGAUUGCUGAUUUCACUCACUCAGUUGAGUGCGCAAGAGUGCAGUCAGUGGUUGUGCUGUGGUCUGUGGAUUAUAAUUUUUGUAUAUACAAUGUUGUUCCGUUGGCAUGUAGUGCUUUGUGCGUUAGUUUUACUUUCUAUUCUUGAUGUGAAAUCAGUUAAUGGUAAGAGAAGUUUUGGAGGCAGUCAUAGCUAUCCGAGAUCGGGUGGUCUCUCAGGCGGGGGCAGUCAUAGCAAUCCGAGAUCGGGUGGUCUCUCAGGCGGGGGCAGUCAAAGCAAUCCGAGAUCGGGUGGUCUCUCAGGCGGGGGCAGUCAUAGCAAUCCGAGAUCGGGUGGUCUCUCAGGCGGGGGCAGUCAUAGCAAUGCGAGAUCGGGUGGUCUCUCAGGCGGGGGCAGUCAUAGCAAUCCGACAUCGGGUGGUCUCUCAGGCGGGGGCAGUCAUAGCUAUACGAUAUCGGGUGGUCUUUCAGGCGGGGGCAGUCAUAGCUAUCCGAUAUCGGGUGGUCUCUCAGGCGGGGUCAGUCAUAGCUAUCCAAAAUCGGGAGGCAGUCACUCCCACCUUUCACCUGGUACAAAUGAUGGAUAUCCGGUAUCUGGUGGAUCAUCUGGCAACGGUCAUGGGUCGGCAAAUAAGCAUUCUUCAGGCGGUACUCAUACCACAAAUAAUUAUAACAAUUAUCACUACAGUCCACCGCAACAGAUUAGAUACACUCCAGUCGGGGGUGGAGCUCCUAGGACCUACCCUGUGUACCGAGGCACGCCGCCGACCUACGUGUAUCAAAUCAGGGACUCAGGAAGCAAAUACGGUACAUUAUUAACUGGUCUCGCUCUGUUUAAUCUCGGACGUCGUGCGUACGCGACCAGCCGCGGUGGUAGCCACAGAGGCAGCUCUGGACACUAUCAACCGCAACUUGGUGAGGUAUGCAUGUUUGGCAUCAAAAAAGGCAAUGAUUACGAAGAGACCAAAAUAAAUUGUCAAUUGAUAUCUAGUUUUAUAUUGCAAGAGGAGGCAAAAGCACAGAAUAACGCGACUAAUACAAGCAUCAUCACAACAACAGUCACAAAUAUAACCACAGUUAACAUGACAAAUGGUGUGCCUAAAUCAGCUGCAACAACACAAACCCCUGCAAUUGGUAAUCCUAUUUACAUGAAGUUGCCUAAUGUUACAUUGGUGCCUUUUAAUGCUACUGUUGUAAAUCCAACUGCAAAUGUAACUGCCCCAGAAGCUAGUUCUAACAAUAUUAUAUCAUCAUCAGUAACUGUUACAACCACUACAACAAACACGACUGUAACAAAUGCCUUGGAUGUGAAAGGAAAGCCAGUAGUUGUAACGCCUGGCAUGCAAUGUUUUGUAAUGAGAACCACACCUGUAUCUCGAAUGAAAAAAUCCAUACCUUGUGGUCUCCUACAGACUUAUGCAGAGAAGUCAAUAACAAAGAGUGCAGCUGGUCAAAAUGCACCAGCAUUUAUGAUGUUGGCAACUGCAGUCGCAUUAAGUUUAUUGUAUUGAAGUACAUAGCCUAACUUAUAGUUUUGACGUCUUUUAAGCUCAGUCUUGAAUUGUGUGUAUAAUGUGUUUACUGUUGGUAUUAGCUAGUGGUGAAUCCAGGAUUUUGAUUUUGCAAAUUCUUGAAUUAAAAAUAUUGUCAUAAUAAAAAAUAGAAUUGGAAAAUGCUGUACUCCCUUAAAGGAAGAAAGUAGCAUAAAAUCAAGUUUCAUUGAGAUGUAUCAGGAGUGAACCUACAUGAUUUUCGUGGGGAACUUGAGUCCCUUAGAUAAACAACCAUCCUCCACGUGGAUCCGCCAUGUUCAUUAGCAGUUGAGUCAGAUGUACUUAUUAGUAUUUAUAUAAUAUAAGACUUGAUAUAAUUUUUAAUAAUUUUUUUUCCAAGAGUUUGCAGUUUUUUAGUUUAAACUCCUAAUUGUCAAUGUUAUUUUAAAUAUAAAAGAUAAAGAGUUCAUGGUAAACAAAAUAUUUCCAUCUGUGUUAAAUAUAAAUAAAUCAAGUGCAGCUUAUGAUAACCAUAUUAUAAAAGAUUUAUAUACAUGUAAUAAAUUAACACAUUUGUGUAAUUCUUUAUUAGUAAUAGAUAGUAUGCCUGAUUUUCCUGGUCACGAUUCAUUAAAACGAUAACGCAUAACUUUGCAAACUAUUUGUUUUUUCAAUAACAAAACAUGAAAAACUGAGAUUUGAGUCAAGUCUUCCCUCCCUCAGGAAUGUUACGGUUUAAAUAAAAUGCAGUAAAAGGGGGUUUGGGGGGAGUUAACCAUACUUUAUUUUGGAAAGGAAAAAAUUCAAAAUAUUACUUACCUUACAUAUACAGGAUGGAUUUUUAAGAUGGGGCCGUAAGGGUAGUUACGUUAACUACGUAACUUCAAGAAAAAAAUCAUAUGAUACUUAUCCAUAAUUUUUAAGACUUUCAUGUAUGAAUCUGUAUGUCAUCAAUGUCAAUGUCAUCUGUCACAGACAGUAAGAAAAGAUAAAAAAUA
This is a messenger RNA of Manduca sexta (tobacco hornworm), 2671 nucleotides long. RefSeq lists its product as uncharacterized. The transcript has a single exon. The record is from RefSeq and is a predicted model, not a curated record. NCBI's taxonomy places the organism in Eukaryota, Metazoa, Arthropoda, Insecta, Lepidoptera, Sphingidae. The coding region runs from base 273 to 1691 and encodes 472 amino acids.